UGGGUGGGUUUGCUGUGAUUGCUGUGGCUGAUGAACACGUUGCUGUUUGGGGGUUCUUCUGUCUUCCAGUGGCGAGUCCCGACCAGCAGAAGGCAGUCAGGAGUGGGGUCCAUCGGGUCUGACGCCUGUUCCUCUGAGAUCCUGGUGCAAAGCGAAAGGAUCAUUCAACCCAACUCCACUCACUCGCUCGCUCGGAAAGCAGAACUUCGGUAACUUCUGGGAACCAUGGAUGAAUUUCCAAUCAAGGAAAACUCAAUAGAGGUCUCAGGAAAAAGACUGUUUAUCCGCCUGACCGCACCUAAAGAACAACCUCCUAAACUCUCCGUCCUACUGCUUCAUGGCAUUCGCUUUUCCUCCGCAAAUUGGUUCACAAUUAAAACCCUCGAAGUGUUGGCAGACAAUGGCUACCAUGCAGUGGCCAUUGAUUUACCAGGUUAUGGAGAAUCCAAAAUGACCACAACCACAGACAAGGUGGGGGAACUCGUUCCUGCAAGUUUCCUAAAGGAAGUUUGUGAAGCUUUGCACCUGGAGCAAGUGGUUUUAAUUAGCCCAUCAAUGAGUGGGAUGUAUUCGUUGCCAUUCGUUUUUGAAUACCCGAGUAUGGUGAAAGCAUUUAUCCCCGUGGCUCCCAUCUGUACCAAUAUGUUCACUCCUGAACAGUAUGCUAGUCUGCAGGUUCCGUCUCUCAUAGUUUAUGGUGAUCAGGAUGCUCAACUGGGAAAGCAGUCGUUCGAUUCUCUCAAAAAUCUGGCCAAUCACAAAGUGAUGGUGAUGAAGGGGGCCGGGCAUGCCUGCUACCUUGACAGACCUGAAGAGUGGAAUCAGGCACUACUGAAAUACCUGCAGAGUUUGGUCUGAAGUCCAGUGGGCACACAUGUCCAAGAGGAACGCUGAUUUACGUUGGAUAAGUUAAUCCACGUUAGUAACAAUUAUCAAUAGACGAUCAAUUAUCAAUCAGAACAGACAUUCCCUUCCUCUUGUGGCUUCACAUCAUCCUGGUGCCAUCAUGACAACUGAGAUCAAUUAAUCAGAAUUCACUGCUCUCUUAACAUUAACAUUAACCAGCUGGUACUUACCAUGUGCAAAGGCAAAUGUACAAAAUGAUGACAUUCAAUCAUUAGAAUCUUCCAACUGAUUUAGCCCUUUUAUUAGAAUCAAACGUAUAAUUAAAUACUCUGCUCUGGGGAAUGUUUUCACACUCAAAUGAGUACAAGGCCUUUAAAAACUUGCCCUAUUUAGGACGCUACAGAUUGGGUUGUGUACAAUAAGAUAGACUAUGCAUUACUGAGGCAGGCUUCGGAGUUAUGACAACUUGGCUUGAUUGAUACCAAUUUUGCCUCUGUCAAACAUUAUGGUCACUUCAAGCCCCACCUCAAGACUUGAGCCGAUAGCCGAUAGUCCAGGCUGACACUCCAGGACACAACUGCCGAAGAGCUGUGUUUUAGGAGGUACUUUCCUGGGGAUGAAGCAUUAAUCAGGAGCUAGUAAGCCAGCCAACAAUUGUCCAGAGAAAUUGUCAUUCAUUUCCUGGCUGUUUGUGGAGCCUUGCCGUGCACAUCUUUCCCGCAGAUAGUCACUACACUUGCCAUAAUUCCCUGUGAUAUAGAUUGUAGGCUCUGUAUCUAUUAUUAUUAUUAAAUCUGCGUCAGUGUCU
Messenger RNA from Callorhinchus milii (elephant shark), 1654 nucleotides. RefSeq names its product abhydrolase domain containing 14B (gene abhd14b). Lineage: Eukaryota; Metazoa; Chordata; Chondrichthyes; Chimaeriformes; Callorhinchidae. Bases 226 to 858 code for a protein of 210 amino acids. The record is from RefSeq and is a predicted model, not a curated record. The transcript has 4 exons. Gene Ontology annotation, cellular component: cytoplasm.